Molecule: messenger RNA, 1297 nt
Organism: Symsagittifera roscoffensis
Lineage: Eukaryota; Metazoa; Xenacoelomorpha; Acoela; Convolutidae
Exons: 4
Coding region: 1-1287 (428 amino acids)
Source: RefSeq, a predicted model, not a curated record
AUGAAAGGGUUUAGUGAAGCGUUUGAGUGGUACAGUAAGCUGGACGACUCUGUAAAGGCUACCUACUUCAUUCCAAACUUAAAGUCCAAGCACAACUGGACAGCUGCUGCAGACUACUGCAGAACCAAACUUAUGUCGAUUCCCGAGGCUAAAAAGCUGAUAUCUCCCAAAAACCCACCAACCUUGGCUAUGGCUUUUACAAAUGAGGAAAUUGAUAUGUACUUUAGCCUUGACCAUAUAAAGCAGAGCGAAAACCCGAUUCACAUAGGGUUCCAGCGAAUUAGAAAAACCGCUUACUCAUUUCUAGCGUCUGCUUAUGACAUGACGAUUACUAGCACUAAGAACAAUAUUCUAGAAUAUGAAAAAUACCACUACGAGAACUGGGAACGGGGUCAGCCUUCGUUGAGGAAUGAUGAAAAGUAUGGUUGCAUGACAGUCAAACUGAAGGGCAGAAACGACUGCAAACAGGGUGAAAAACGAUUCAUUUGUGCAAACUAUACGUACGUCGAUGCCAAUGCGAAUCUAGAUCUCAAAAAAGUGCGAAUGGUAAUGAGGCAGGAAAAAAUAACCGAGACUUUGCUGGCCGAGUAUUACAUGGUUUUCUCGAAAUUCACGUUCGAAAGAGCCAGACAACAGUGCAAGUAUUUCGGAGCAGGGUUUGACCUUGCGGUCGGGUUCAACAGACGAGAACUUGAUCUUCUAUACGAAUUGGCAGCAGAAGCAAUGUUUGGCCCGAUAAAAGAGAUCCAUCUUGGCUUCCGAAGAUGGACGUCAGAAAUUACAUACACCUCUGUGGUUUUAAAUGUAGUUUUUAGCUCUUUUUGGGGUAAAAACGAGCCUGCAGGCAGAUCAUCAAAGAAUCAGCACUUUGGAUGUUUGAAGACGGUUAAUUCAAAAGAUAGAACGGACGGAAAAAGUUAUGUGCGAGGUGUUUGUACAUCGGAACAAGCACAAUAUCUGUGUGCGGUAUACGAGAAAAUCCCAUAUAGAGACAUAAACGGUCAAAACAUCAGCAAACCAAUACCAAUCCCGCAGUCAGAAGAGCGAAGCUUAGAAGAUUAUCAUGAGAAGGAUGAGCCUAACGUCCUGGGAAAUCAAUCAGAACCGACACCGGAUGCCAGUCUUGUGAACAAAGAAGGCUCUCUCGAGGCUGUAAAACAACAACUGAUACUUCUGAGUGUUCCACAAACUGUCUUGUUGUUUCUCAAUUUUGCUUUGGUUUCUUCAACAUUCAUUUGUUUCGUUACUAUUUCUUGCUUUUCUAUCAAAAAGGGAGCACAUAAUUAAAAACAAUCAA